UUAGGCCUCUCCUCCCCUCCUCUUGGUUCCCCCACCACACCAUUCUUUUUUAUACCAAAACACCACCACCCCAAUCCCCACCUUCUUCGUCGUUGUCUUUGCCUUUGCCUUUGCCUUUGCCUUCUGGUGGUGCCAUCAAGUCAGAAUGGACCCCAACGAGCUUAAACGCGUGUUCCAAAUGUUUGAUCGCAAUGGGGAUGGGCGGAUCACCAAGCAGGAGCUCAAUAACUCUUUGGAGAACUUGGGAAUCUUCAUCCCGGACAAGGAGCUCUUCAACAUGAUCGAGAAGAUCGAUGUGAACGGAGACGGGUGUGUGGACAUUGAUGAGUUUGGGGAGUUGUACCAGUCUAUCAUGGACGAGCGCGAUGAGGAGGAGGAUAUGAAGGAGGCAUUCAAUGUGUUUGAUCAAAAUGGAGACGGGUUCAUCACUGUGGAUGAGUUGAGGUCGGUUUUAUCGUCCCUCGGGCUUAAGCAAGGGAGGACUAUAGAGGACUGCAAAAGGAUGAUCAUGAAGGUGGAUGUGGAUGGAGAUGGAAGGGUCAACUACAAGGAGUUCAAGCAAAUGAUGAAGGGAGGUGGGUUUAGCGCAUUGAGUUAACAAAAAUGCAUUAUUAUUUGCUUAGUUUUUUUAGAUGGGGGAUUGGGAAUGGAUGAGUCUUAAAUCUUAACUGGAUGUGUAAAUACUUUUGACGAAGUACACAAAAGAAAUGAGUAGUGAUUGUGAUCAAAUGUUGGGGGUCACAUGGUACGAUUCAAAUCCUCGAGGGUGUACGUGGCCUAGCGGCAUUGGCAAAUUGAGGCCGGGAGUGUGUGCAACCGCAGCAGGGUGGGGCUCCGGUGAAGCCUAUGGCUUGGGCAUAUGUUGUUGUUGUUGAUGUGUUUCGGAACGAGAGAGGUAAUAUCUGUGGGACAAAUCUUGGGAGGGGCGGAAUAGGAGGGCAUAGAAUUGAAGUUGGGGAACUUUAUUUUCACCAAAAUUGUAUGCAUUUCAUUCUUU
Molecule: messenger RNA, 997 nt
Organism: Pyrus x bretschneideri (Chinese white pear)
Lineage: Eukaryota; Viridiplantae; Streptophyta; Magnoliopsida; Rosales; Rosaceae
Product: calmodulin-like protein 3
Exons: 1
Coding region: 146-598 (150 amino acids)
Molecular function (GO): calcium ion binding
Source: RefSeq, a predicted model, not a curated record